AUGGAUCCAAUAUUUGAUUUGAUAUAAAAUGUGCCUUUCUAACGCUUGAUGUACAUAAUUAUUGAUAAAGCACAUUAAAUUUAUUAAAUUGUAAUAAUAGUUUCUUACAAUUCAUAGCACAGAGUUCAUGGUCAAAAAUUGAUGAGAGUAAAUGCUCCCUAAGGUGACUCAUCAAUCUUAAGGCCUCUGAAAAAACUUAUUAGUGAUUUCUAGAACUCAAUGGCAUGGUUAUAAUUUUUAAAACGAAUUUAUGACCCAAAGCUGUUCAAGAGGUAGAGCAUACCCACUCUCUAAAGAUCACUCUCAACUUUUCAUUCUUUAACCAUUUCUUCAGUUUACAAGUGGUUAUUCACCCCAGUUAUUUUUAUUAAAGUGCUUUGGGGUCCUGAUUUUUGGAAAAAAUUUAACAAAAUAGGCUAGCCUUUAACCAUUAAAAUCACUAGGUUUGGAAGCCCAUGGAGGAUAGGCCGGAAUAGCUUCUCUAUGCGGUUUCAGAUGAUAUAGAGGAGUCUUUCAAGAACCGGACGGCCAGUAAGUGAAGGGAAGUUCAAAGAUCUGAACUCAGAGUGGAUGCUUGGAGUGGGGAGUCGCUCUAAGAGAGUGGGUAUGCUCAAUUCCAAUGUACAGCUACCGGACUGGGAUUUACCUCAUUGUAUAAACAGACUGAUGGAGUGUCAAAUAUCAAAUUGAAUUAUUCAGCACUAUAUAUACCCUUUUAAUUUGAUUUUCUUUCCAUUUUAAUAUCAUGA
This is a messenger RNA of Paramecium primaurelia, 749 nucleotides long. The record is from the annotation of a GenBank genome assembly. NCBI's taxonomy places the organism in Eukaryota, Ciliophora, Oligohymenophorea, Peniculida, Parameciidae.